Messenger RNA from Prunus avium (sweet cherry), 3401 nucleotides. Its product is annotated as putative LRR receptor-like serine/threonine-protein kinase At1g56140. Gene Ontology annotation, molecular function: ATP binding; protein binding; protein kinase activity. The record is from RefSeq and is a predicted model, not a curated record. NCBI's taxonomy places the organism in Eukaryota, Viridiplantae, Streptophyta, Magnoliopsida, Rosales, Rosaceae. Gene Ontology annotation, cellular component: plasma membrane. Gene Ontology annotation, biological process: protein phosphorylation.
GACGUUACAACCUCUAUUUAUAAUCUCAUCUCUCAGUUUCCAUAUGGCUGAUCGGUUUCAGCAAUAAAAAUAUUAUUGUUACAAAGGAAAGGAAGAUCAUCAAAUAAUUCAUGUCAGGAACCUACGGCUCCUCCUCCUCCUCAUCAGCUUUGGUCGUAUUUUUCUUGUAUGUUGCUGCUUUCUGCUGCAUCUUUGGCAUAGCAGAAGCUCAAGCCACCACUGAUCCAUCUGAAGUGAGAGCUUUAAACUCAAUCUUUGCGCAAUGGAAGAUUUCGGCGAAUCAGCGGCAAUGGAACACCACCGGCGACCCUUGCAGUGGAGCAGCCACAGACUCCACCGACUUCAACAACAACGAUUACAACCCCUUCAUCAAAUGCGACUGUUCUUUCGACGCCAACUCCACUUGCCACAUUACCCAACUGAAAGUUUAUGCCUUGGAUGUCGUUGGUGUAAUCCCAGAUGAGCUAUGGACUUUGACUUUCCUUUUCAAUCUGAAUUUGGGUCAGAAUUACUUGACAGGGCCUCUCUCUGCAUCCAUUGGAAAUCUGACUGGCAUGCAAUACUUGAGCCUUGGAGUUAAUGCAUUAUCAGGCGAGCUACCGAAGGAACUCGGAAAUCUCACUGAUUUGAUAUCAUUCGCUUUUGGAGCAAACAACUUUUCUGGUCCUCUGCCAUCUGAGCUAGGGAGUGUAUCAAAACUAAAAGAGAUUUACUUUGAUAGUUCUGGAGUUAGUGGCGAAAUUCCAUCAACAUUUGCUAAUCUGCAAAACUUGGAGACACUUUGGGCAUCGGACACUGAACUGACUGGCAGGAUACCUGACUUCAUAGGAAAUUGGUCAAAGCUUUCUGUCUUGAGGCUUCAAGGAAACUCUUUUGAAGGUCCUAUACCAGUUACAUUUUCCAAGCUGACUUCUCUGACAGAGCUGCGAAUUAGUGAUUUAUCCAAUGUCAACGGGAGCUCAUCUCUUGGAUUUAUUAAGGAUAUGAAGUCUCUCAGUAUUUUAGUGCUGAGGAAUAACAAUAUUUCUGAUUCAAUUCCUUCCAACAUUGGAGAAUACCAAAGUUUGUCUCAGCUGGAUUUGAGCUUCAACAAUUUAACUGGACAGAUACCAGGCUCGCUGUUUAACUUGAGUUCGCUCUCUAUUCUGUUUCUUGGAAACAAUAAGUUGAAUGGUACCCUGCCUGAAUCUAAAAAUCCGUCUCUUCUCAACAUAGAUUUAUCUUACAAUAAUCUACUGGGGAGCUUUCCUUCAUGGGUCAACGAAGAAAAGUUACAGCUUAAUUUAGUGGCCAACAACUUCAGCAUAGAAAGUUCAAACAGCAGUGCACUACCUUCAGGGUUGAAUUGCCUUCAACAGAACUUUCCUUGCAAUCGUGGCACUGGACUCUAUUAUAACUUGGGGAUUAAAUGUGGUGGUCCUCAGAUUACAUCUUCCAACGGCAUUGUGUAUGAGAAUGAAAAUCAGACCCUUGGUCCAGCUACAUAUUUUGUGACUGGCACAAGCAGAUGGGGAGUUAGCAAUGUUGGAUAUUUCACUGGGAGCAAAAAUCCUCAAUAUACAAGUUUCUCAUCAUCCCAAUUCAAAAAUACUUUAGAUUCUGAGAUAUUCCAGACUGCAAGGCUUUCAGCUUCAUCACUUAGAUACUAUGGCUUGGGCCUUGAGAAUGGUAACUACACUGUGACCCUUGAAUUUGCAGAAACAGCUAUCCUAGAUUCUACUACAUGGAAAAGUCUUGGAAGACGUGUAUUUGAUAUUUAUAUCCAGGACAAUCUGUUUCUAAAGGAUUUUGAUAUACGGAAGGAGGCAGGUGCAUCUUUCCAAGCCGUACAGAAGGAGUACACGGCUCAGGUUUCAGAGAACUACCUAGAAAUUCAUCUCUUUUGGGCUGGAAAGGGGACUUGCUGCAUACCUGGGCAGGGUACAUAUGGACCUGUUAUUUCAGCCAUCAGUGCUACACCAGAUUUCAUACCUACUGUCAGUAACAACCCCCCAACUAGUAAGAAGAAUAGGACUGGGCUGAUUGUAGGAAUCGUUGUUGGUGCUGGAGUUUUAAUUCUGAUUGUGGCUGCUUUCUAUAUUUUCCAAAGAAGAAAAAGUCCUAACACAAUGGACGAUGAAGAGCUGUUUGGGAUAGAUAUCGGGCCACUCACUUUCAGCUUUUCGGAACUGAAGUCAGCUACAAAUGACUUUAAUCCAGCUAAUAAGCUUGGGGAGGGAGGAUUUGGACCUGUCUAUAAGGGAACACUUAAUGAUGGAAGAGUAAUUGCUGUGAAGCAAUUGUCUGCAGCAUCCCAUCAAGGAAAGAACCAGUUUGUAACUGAGAUUGCCACUAUCUCUGCCGUGCAACACAAUAACCUAGUGGAUUUGUACGGAUUCUGCGUUGAGGGAGAUAAGCGACUCCUUGUUUAUGAGUAUCUAGAGAACAACAGUCUUGAUCAAGCAUUAUUUGGAAAAAGAAGUUUGAAUCUUGAUUGGUCAACACGUUUUGACAUAUGCUUGGGCGUCGCAAGAGGUUUAACUUAUCUUCAUGAGGAAUCAAGGGUUCGAAUUGUGCACAGAGAUGUGAAGGCCAGUAAUAUCCUGCUUGACUCUAAUCUCAUCCCCAAAAUAUCAGAUUUUGGUUUAGCCAAGCUUUAUGAUGAUAAAAAGACCCACAUCAGUACCCGGGUUGCAGGAACAAUUGGGUAUCUUGCCCCAGAAUAUGCCAUGCGUGGACACCUUACAGAGAAGAGUGACGUCUUUGCGUUCGGUGUUGUGGCCCUAGAAACUGUCAGUGGUAGGCCAAAUUCUGACCCGAGUUUGGAUGAAGAAAAGAUUUAUCUUCUUGAAUGGGCUUGGUACUUGCAUGAAACCAAACGUGAAGUUGAACUAGUGGACUCCAGAUUAUCCGAAUUCAACGAGGAAGAAGUAAAACGAGUAAUUGCUAUAGCAUUUUUGUGCACUCAAGCAUCACCAUUGCUACAACCAUCGAUGUCCCGUGUGGUGGGAAUGCUUUCAGGAGAUAUCGAAGUGGCGACUGUAACUUCAAAGCCUGGUUACUUGACUGACUGGAAAUUUGAUGAUAUAAGUGGUAUAAACAGUACGACUAUCGAUAUGUCAACUAAAGGAACUGAUUCUAGCGUUUACAACUCGUCGGCAAGUACAACCGUGGUGGGGGAUACAAGUCAAUUACCUGCAAAGGCCACUCAACCCUUAAUUUACAGUACUGUUAGCAAUGGCAGGUGAGAAUUUUGAUGGACUUGAAUAAAGAGGUACAGCUCUAGUGAUUGAGGUUUUUCUUUAUUGUUUUUCUUGGGAGAGUUAGGAAUGAAUAUACACAUAAUUUUUAAUUCUUGUUCAUAUAUGUAAUUAUAUGUAUAAAAAAAUUCUUAAUUCAUUGUCUUUAUAUCUUAUUCUGUA